CUCGGCAGGGAGGGGCGCAGAAAUCCCCUUCAACUGAAGCAACGACUGAACUGAGCACACAGGGGCUGUGCUUCAUAACAGCUCGAUCUGAAGCAUUGUAGCUGCAUAAGAGCUUUUGACUGCUCUCGGAUCACUUUACUGGGACACACAAGGAGCAAAAAUGCAUCUUCAAACCGUCUUUGUUCUCCUGGUUUUGUCUGUCAUCACGGCAGAGUCCUGCGAUACGGAGACACAGUACAUGAAGGAUAAUAAGUGCUGUAUGCUGUGUGUGCCAGGUACAAGGAUGAAAUUCCCGGACUGUAAUGACCCAGUGUGUGAGGAGUGUGAAGAUGGAGCAUAUCAGGAAAAUUACAAUAAAGACUCUCAGUGCAAACGCCAACAAAUCUGCGACCGCAACCUCAAUUUGGAGAAACAAUUACAAAGCAAGAAAAAAUACACUCCAUGCAAGUGUAUUGAUGAUCAUCACUGCGCCAGUGUAGACUGUGUUUCGUGUGUGAAAAACACAGUAUGCAAAGCAGGCGAGAAAAUGACCAGAAAUGGCACCCAAAUGUCAGACAGGGUGUGUGAAGCCUGUCCUAUUGGGACAUUUUCCGACCAUGACUCAGCUCUAACCUGCCAGCCUUGGACAGAAUGUUCUUCAGGAUUCACAGAAGUUGCUCCAGGCUCGUCUACAUCCAACAGAAUCUGUGAGGUGAACAAGAGGCUUACUAUAAUCACGCCUGUGGUUAUUUUUAUUGCGCUGGUCAUGCUUAUGGCUGUGGGUUUAUGCGUUGUUUAUAAAAAAGGGAGAACAGGAUCUAUAUCCUUCGUGCAAAAGUUACAGACAUGCUGCACCAAACAUACUCAUACUCAUAUAGCUGCUGAAGACAAUGUGUAUAUUGAAAAAGAAAAUGGACAAGAGCAGCAGCCCCGCAAUCAGCCACAGGAGGACACUGAGGAUCUUUUAAAACUCGAGACUUCUUUAGUCCCAGGCAUCUCUGAAAAUGGAUUGCCUGUCAUUCAAGACCAUAGUAAAUCCUUCCUUUUUUCUGAGACUGAAACAGAGCCAGAAAGUAUUUCAGUUCGUUUGUAAUAAAUUUGGGCAGUAGUACAUGUGGGAAAAUUGGUCAGAAAACUUCACCUGCAUUAGAAUACGUAUAGUUGUUAGAAAUUAAAUGGUGACCCACUGCUUUUGACAUUGUAAUGUGUUGUAGCAUGCAGCAACGUGUAACAUAUUUGCAAACAGCUUGUAAAUUUCCACAUGUAUUCGGCUGCUCCCGUGGGUCAGAGUUGCACUACUAUGUGUUAAGUGUUUUAACAUUGUUGUAAAUAUUUGUGUUUUAUUUGUUUGUUUUUUUUCCGUUUUAUUUUUACUUUUGUAAUGUAAAAUAAAGUAUAGUUUGUGUGUGUUUCGUGGUAUAGUGGAACAAAUGCUAAAAUGUAGGCCCAUGCCCAGUUUGUUCUGGGGCAGACUAUUGUGUAUUAUUUGAACUGUCCACAUGAGAGCGCUGUUCAUAAUCACACACUACCUGCAUCACUGCAUGCUGUGGUAUGAAACAUGCUUUUUGUUAACAGCUAUACCAAGGUUGGGCUCUAGAACAGCAAAAAUUUUUUUUAGGCAUAUGUAAAGAAAUACUGCAAAACAAAGGCGCUUUCAUAAAUCAUGAAAUUGAAUAUUUUUAUGUUUUAAAAAGGAUAUAAUGCACAAUAAACUAAAAAAAA
Messenger RNA from Hemibagrus wyckioides, 1701 nucleotides. RefSeq names its product CD40 molecule, TNF receptor superfamily member 5 (gene cd40). Lineage: Eukaryota; Metazoa; Chordata; Actinopteri; Siluriformes; Bagridae. The transcript is spliced from 9 exons. The record is from RefSeq and is a predicted model, not a curated record. Gene Ontology annotation, biological process: B cell activation; positive regulation of endothelial cell apoptotic process; defense response to protozoan. Gene Ontology annotation, cellular component: external side of plasma membrane; CD40 receptor complex. Gene Ontology annotation, molecular function: antigen binding; CD154 receptor binding. Bases 161 to 1072 code for a protein of 303 amino acids.